Messenger RNA from Pelobates cultripes (western spadefoot toad), 342 nucleotides. The record is from the annotation of a GenBank genome assembly. NCBI's taxonomy places the organism in Eukaryota, Metazoa, Chordata, Amphibia, Anura, Pelobatidae.
AUGGAUGGUGACAAUAUCUCUACAAGCUCAGGAGACUCACUGGAUGUGGAAGCAGGCAGUGACAUUUGGUCACUGCUCCACAGGCUCCGUACUAAAGCAGAUAUUACAGAUAUGUUUCGAGAGAUGGAGGCAUCCCUGCGGAACGCCAUCACCUCCAUCCGUGAGGAGAUGGAAAAGAUAGGACCCAGGGUCACUGAUCUGGAAGAUGAACUUGAACUUACCCUCACUGAGGUUGACCAGCUUUGGCAACAAGUCAUACAACCGCAGGAACAGAUGGCCCUUCUCCACCGCUAUGUGAAAGACCUGGAUAACAGGGGGCGCCAGAACAAUUUGCGCAUAUGA